Messenger RNA from Plutella xylostella (diamondback moth), 1820 nucleotides. RefSeq names its product putative monoamine oxidase sheepish (gene shps). Lineage: Eukaryota; Metazoa; Arthropoda; Insecta; Lepidoptera; Plutellidae. The record is from RefSeq and is a predicted model, not a curated record.
GCCAAUAUUUACUAACAAAAAACCCAACAAAACAUUGGCAAAAUAACACUGAUACUCAGGUUCACAAUAGCAUGGGCAAGGAGGCGUCGCCGUCUGGGCGUGAGGUGACGCAAGUGACGGCGGACGUGGUGGUGCUGGGCUGCUCGCUGCCGGGCGUGGUCGCCGCGCACAAGCUCAGGAAGAAGUUCGGCGACUCCAUGGACAUCCUGGUGCUGGACCUGGGCCAGCGCCGCCUGCCCUCGCGAUACAACGUCACCUUCCAGGCCGCAGACGACGAACCACUCACGCUCACCGAAGAACUGAAGGAACGCCUCAAAGAUACACAAAUAGGAAAGUAUGCAUGUGAAUUCGACAUACCGCUCCCCCUCGUCAUCAUCUCACCACAGAGCACAACAGCCGACGACAACUCAUUAGUAAAAUUAUUCCAGUACCAAAACGGCACUACCGUCGUCUGCCCGGAUAAUUACCACGAUUUCUCCUACCUCAACUUCGUGGAGCGGUUCGAGCUCAACCAGUACCAGAACUUACUCGACGAAAGCAUAAUCAGCCUGUUCAGCUGCAAGAAUGCGUCAGCCGAGAGCGAAAGGCAGAAGCUGCUGUAUUAUGACAGGACCACGAUGGAAGAGCAUAUUUGUAGUUGUCUGCUGUUCCACACGUCCCGCGAGCUGAUGCGCCUGGCGGUGCGGCUGGUGUGCGGCGCCGCGCCCGCCGCCGUGUCGCUGCUGUUCUACCUGCACAACCUGCGCCGCACGCACAGCGUCAAGAACUCCCUCGACGGAGACAACUACAUGCACAGAGAAAAGCUGCUCGGGUACUGCCGGAAGAGAAUCACAUCAAAGCUCCUGGCCAAUAUUGACGAGAUUGUCGAGGUGGCCAUGGAUAUUACGAAGAUUCGAAGCUACUCCAACCAGCAGGUCAUUCUUGAAACGAUGAGGGGUGAUACUAAGUACGUGUGUAAACUAGUCGCCAUGGCGCUGCGGCCCGACCAGCUGAAUGGCAUCAACGUAGAUGAGCGACUCCUCUCCAGCACGGAGAAGGUCGACGUCGCCAGAGCCAUUGCCAUGACUAAAGGACGAGUGAGGAGGUUCCAGAUCCAGUACGAAGACUUCUUCUGGCGAGAUUCAGGAUACAGCGGAGAUAUCCUUAGUAUGAAAGGCCCCAUUAUAUGGGCUAUAGAGAAACCAAAGCUUUCGGCUUCAGAUUGCGUAGAAAAGAGCGCAGCUCUAGUCGGAUACUUGCACAUGAAAGAGAACGUGCACGCGUCGUGGGACUCAAAAGAGGCAGUCGUGGAUCAGCUGGUGCAGAUGUUUGGUCCGAAAGCGGCAAACCCAACACGGUACACAGAGAAGGACAUAAUGGAUGUGUACAUCCCGCAGAGUGGAGACUUUGUUUCGCUGAGGGAGAUGAUGACCGAGCAGAACCCGAGGUUCCUAGAGUGGUCUGCGUUCGACGUGUACGCUGAUGGCGAUGUGAUGGCUUCACUAGACGCUGGCAACCGUGCGUACGUCCACCUGAUGCAUUGCUUGCGACCGCAGGCGGCGGCGUAUGACGACGUGAGCGCGCUGCAAGACCCCACCGGCAUCUGCGCCAGCCCCUUCGGCACGUGGCCGUAUCGCCUUAACUACAUGCUGGCCGUGCAGGUGACCGUGUUGGCUACCGCCGUGGUAGUUGGUGUCAAACUUGCAAGGACGUACUUGAAACGGUAACAAGGAAACAAGGCGUGCUAAACAUAGUUCUGUGUUUGUUUUGUGUUUUGUAUUGAAUUCUGUUGUUAUUGUUAGUGUUUAAUUGUAAAAUAAAAUACGAUAUCAAGCGACUAA